GAGCCACACCGAUCUUCAUUUCCCACCAGAAGCAUAAGAAAUUGAUCUCCAACAAGUCCUACUCCGAUAAUGUUAUCAUGUCCUUCAUCCAAUUUGAGCGAGACCAUUGGGAAGCUGUGGAGGUCAACGUUUUUACGGUUAUCUCUCCACCAAAUCUGAUGCAUGAAGACAUUUGCAAUCUCGCCCUGGACGAGCAGAUGUCCUUCAUAAUACUUCCAUUUCACCGCCAGUUGUCUAUCGACGGUACCAUUGAAUCGGAAGACCAAGCCACUAGAAAUUUGAAUUGCAACAUCCUCAAAACAGCCCCUUGCUCAGUGGGGAUGCUCAUCGAAGGUCGCCGCCAUUUAAGACGCUUUGGUUCCAAGGAUUCAUCUGCUAGCUCAUCUAUAUACAGCAUUGCCAUCAUCUUCUUGGGAGGUAACGAUGAUCAGGAGGCGCUGACCCUAGCCAAACGCUUUUCUCAGGACGCAAGAGUUGGCCUUACCGUUGUUCACCUCAAGGCCCCCAACAAUGUUGGGACUAUGAUGUCUGAGGAUGACGCAGUGUUGAAUGAUAAGAUAUUGGAGGAUGUUAAGGAUAACAAAUAUGUUACUUACAUUGAGGAGGAAGUAAAGGAUGGACAGGAAACCUCGGUGUUUCUUCGAUCCAUGGUGAACGAGCAUCAUCUCAUCAUUGUUGGGAGACAAUAUAAUGUUGAAAAUCCACAGAGACAGAUGGCCUAAAAGAAUGGAGUGAGUUCCCAGAACUUGGGAUGAUUGGGGACUUGCUUGCUUCUGAAGAUUUUAGCGGUGCCUAUUCCCUCUUAAUUGUGCAACAACAGCAACAGAAUUUCCGUUGAGGGCUUUUUUUAAUCAAUUCAUUUGAUUUUU
Molecule: messenger RNA, 869 nt
Organism: Rubroshorea leprosula
Lineage: Eukaryota; Viridiplantae; Streptophyta; Magnoliopsida; Malvales; Dipterocarpaceae
Source: the annotation of a GenBank genome assembly